AUGAGCCAAAGGCAGGUCUUGCAAGUCUUCGAGCAGUACCAGAGAGCCAGGACGCAGUUUGUACAGACGGUGGCUGAGCUUGCUACUAGGCCUCAAAACAUUGAGACCCUCCAGAAUGCAGGUGUCAUGGCUCUGCUGAGACCGCUUCUGUUGGACGUGGUUCCGAAUAUUCAACAGACAGCUGCCUUGGCUCUUGGGAGACUCGCCAAUUACAAUGAUGAUUUGGCAGAAGCGGUCGUGAAGGGGGAUAUUCUUCCACAACUUGUCUAUUCGUUGGCUGAACAGAAUCGUUUCUACAAGAAGGCAGCUGCGUUUGUCUUGCGAGCAGUUGGGAAACAUUCGCCUCAGCUGGCCCAAGCGAUCGUUGACUGUGGAGCAUUAGACACGCUGGUGAUCUGCUUGGAGGAUUUUGAUCCUGGAGUAAAGGAAGCAGCAUCCUGGGCUCUUGGCUAUAUAGCAAGACACAAUGCAGAACUGUCACAGGCGGUGGUGGAUGCGGGAGCCAUCCCUCUUUUAGUGCUCUGUAUCCAGGAGCCCGAGAUCGCCCUGAGGAGGAUUGCUGCUUCAGCGCUCAGUGAUAUUUCAAAGCAUUCUCCGGAGCUGGCGCAGACGGUGGUGGACGUGGGGGCUAUUGCUCACUUGGCUCAGAUGAUCCUCAACCCCGACGCCAAACUGAAGCGUCAGGUGCUUUCAGCUCUCAGCCAGAUAGCGAAGCAUUCUGUGGAUUUGGCAGAAAUGGUGGUGGAAGCAGAAAUUUUCCCUGUUGUACUCACGUGCCUGAAGGAUUCUGAUGAAUACGUCAAGAAAAACGCAGCCACUCUCAUUAGAGAGAUAGCGAGGCAUACGCCUGAGCUUUCUCAACUGAUAGUGAAUGCAGGGGGAGUCGCUGCUGUGAUUGAUUGUAUCGGCAGCUGCAGAGGGAACGUCCGGCUCCCUGGGAUCAUGAUGCUGGGCUACGUGGCAGCCCAUUCCGAGAACCUGGCCAUGGCGGUGAUCAUCUCCAAGGGGGUGCCGCAACUGGCCGUGUGCUUGUUGGAAGAACCAGAAGAUCAUAUUAAGGCGGCGGCUGCUUGGUCCUUGGGACAGAUCGGGAGACAUACGCCGGAACAUGCCCGGGCAGUGGCAGUAGCCAACGUCUUACCCGUCUUGCUGUCCCUGUAUAUGGCAAGUCAAAGUUCAGAAGAUCUUCAAGUCAAGACUAAGAAAGCCUUAAAGAAUAUCCUCCAGAAGUGCACUUACCUGCCGGCGCUGGAGCCCCUUCUCCACGAGGCUCCUCCCAACAUUCUGAAGCACAUAGUUGGGCAGUUCAGUAAGGUUCUGCCGCACGAUUCCAAAGCCCGGCGCCUUUUCGUAACAAGCGGCGGCCUUAAAAAGGUCCAGGAGAUAAAAGCGGAGGCCGGCUCGCUUCUUCAAGAGUACAUCCACACUAUUAACAAUUGUUAUCCCGAGGAGAUAGUCAGGUACUAUUCCCCUGGAUAUUCUGAAGCACUUCUGGAAAGGAUAGAAAAUUACCAGCCUGUUCUAUAAACCCUUCAGCUUUUGUGAUAACAAUAUUUUUCACCCUAUUUCC
This is a messenger RNA of Euleptes europaea (tarantolino), 1570 nucleotides long. It is a transcript of the gene SPAG6, whose product is annotated as sperm associated antigen 6. NCBI's taxonomy places the organism in Eukaryota, Metazoa, Chordata, Lepidosauria, Squamata, Sphaerodactylidae. Bases 1 to 1527 code for a protein of 508 amino acids. The transcript has 11 exons. Gene Ontology annotation, cellular component: acrosomal vesicle; sperm principal piece; microtubule cytoskeleton. Gene Ontology annotation, biological process: filopodium assembly; neuron projection extension; epithelial cilium movement involved in extracellular fluid movement. The record is from RefSeq and is a predicted model, not a curated record. Gene Ontology annotation, molecular function: microtubule binding.